GCACUGGGACGUUCUAAGGUAAUUCAUUGCGAUGAUACUACGGUGGGAAAAAAAAGCAUCCCUGAUGAGAACAUGACCCUCGACAGACUUCACUGGUGUGACUCAAAUACCUUUAAAAAGCCCCAAGGACAUUUCCAUCUAGAUGCAACUAUGCCGUCCAACCAAGCCAAGAAGGAUCUCGAUUCGCCACACACCUAGAUAAUCUAGUCUCUAAGUCCAGAUUCGGAUCGUACACGACAUAAGCACCGCAGCCAUGGUCACGGUAGAAGUUCAACCUCCCACACAAGCCCAAGCCGGGACGGUGCUGUACCCACCGCUGGUGGUUAGCUCCGACAGCAGCGCCGCCUACGACUUUGUACAGGUCGUGCUCAUCGACCCGUAUGGGCGAGUCCUCGAGGACCAGCUUUUUGGCACACUUACAACGUCCAGCCAGACCCUAGACGAUAGGGCUGGCUCCCGAGGCAGUAGCAGCAGGUCGUUGGAGUAUGCUGUGUUUCCCGACCUGGUCAUUAGCUACGCCGGCUCCUACGCGCUCCAAGUGAGCGCCAUCCGCAUGGACUACAGCUCUCCCGACGGGCCAGCUGCCGUUAUCGCGAUGUCGACAAUAACCACCCGAAUAAACAUCUAUGACGAAAGCGUCGCCGCGGAGAUCCCGUCCCCUGACGAGCAAAGCCUACUGCGAAGACUGCGUCGCCAUGGUGGUUUCGGCGUCCCGCGUUCCCCCCACAACACAUGAAGAUACAAUUUGGGCAUGACGAGUGGAAUUGUAGGCGUAUGGGUUAUUUGGGAAUCGACUUGCUAGGGAGCGGGUGUUUAGGGGCAACUCAGUGGGCAUGGUAUUGUGUAACGGGAUAUUUCCUUGCUUGUGUAAACUAGAAACUUAUAGCAUUGACUGCUAGUCAUGUCGUUCGACAUCACUGAUAUACUACUUGGGAGACUCUACUGGGCGGACAUCUCGGAAAUUUCAAUAGCUAAAGAAAGUAUCAGCGAUGAAACCACCUCGCUAACCCCAUUCGCGUCUUUCUUCUGCUGAUUCUUCUGUCAACGAUAGCAUGCGCUUUAGGCAGGCA
Durotheca rogersii is the source of this 1070-nucleotide messenger RNA. RefSeq lists its product as uncharacterized. The transcript has 2 exons. The coding region runs from base 254 to 736 and encodes 160 amino acids. The record is from RefSeq and is a predicted model, not a curated record. Lineage: Eukaryota; Fungi; Ascomycota; Sordariomycetes; Xylariales; Xylariaceae.